Molecule: messenger RNA, 7483 nt
Organism: Porites lobata
Lineage: Eukaryota; Metazoa; Cnidaria; Anthozoa; Scleractinia; Poritidae
Source: the annotation of a GenBank genome assembly
AUGAUCAAGGCUCUUCCUAUCGCCAUAGCAAUAAUUGUUACAAACGGACUCGUGUUUUUCUUGUUUUAUAAACGAAAGAGCCUGCGCAUCAAGUCUAAUUACCUUCUGCUUGGGCUAGCGGUCUGCGACUUUCUGACAGGCGCGGUAAACAUUCCGUACUUCAUUAUUUUCUCUUUCAAUGUGGUACCUUCUCGGAUGUUUGAUCAGUUUGCCUUUUGGAUGUACGCCCUUCACACCCUUACGGCUGUUUCGGCAGCUUAUCACAUUCUUGUCAUAACUGCAGAAAAGUUUCUAGCAAUUGCUCAGCCACUGAGACAUCAUAUAGUCACCAAAAAGGCAGUGUUCAAAGUAUUAGCGGGAAUUUGGUUCAUAUCAGCUUUUAUCGCUAUAAUACCGCUCUCUUGGCGGAAUGCCAAAUCAAAAAGCCUUGCUCUUAUCAUUCAUUCUUCCUUUUGCCUCGCUCUCGUAUUCUUGGUCCCGUAUGUAUUUAUGGUGUACGCGUACACGGUGAUGUUCAAAGCGGUCAGCGGUAGAAAGAGGCCAUCACAACAUGGACACAAACAGCGACUACAAAACAAAAACAAAACCGACCGAAAGUGUAUCUUUGUAUUUGCUUUGAUGGCGGCGAUAUAUCUGUGCUGUUGGCUGCCGUAUUUCACACUCAUGUUAAUUAUUAACAUCAAGUUUUACACCAAGUCCAACGCUUUCGUAGCUAUUGAGAAAGCUACGGAUGCUUUCGCAGUUAUUAGAUACAUAACAUCGGCAACGAAUCCAUUACUCUACACUUUUUUCAAGCGCGACUUUUGGAUAGCCUUGCAUGGUGUUUCGGUAAGAAGAAACUCGACUUCCUCUGAAAAUAGCUCACUGACGCAGAGAGCACAGUUUUCGUUGAGAUACUUUUCAGUAAAACGCCAAUCAAGAUCGUUGGACAGCUCUAAGUCCGCUAACAACACCGAACUCUCCCACCUCUAGUCAACCACAGCCGGUGACAAAACAUAAGAUUAAGAAAGAGAGAAACAUGACGACUUUUAAUUACAUUGCUGCAGCAAAUGCCGCUUACAUUAUGGCCUCGUGGUUCGGAGAAAACGCAGAAAACGUUUCCGGGGUUGCCACCUUGACGAGUACCAGAAAGACAGAAAUAAAAUAAAACCACCGGAGAAGCCUUCUUCGACAGUUUUGAAUGAACCCCUGAUGGAGCUUUUUGUCAUCAUCAGAUCAUUUACUCGCUGAUAUAGUCGUGAUAAGGGAGAAUAACGGAGCCAGAAAAACUUGCUUUAUCAGAAACAGGAGCCAGUCUUGUCUUAUUGACGUAUUACUGAGUCAGUUAGAAUAGGAGAAACUUUGUUCAGUUACAUUUUUUGCUUCAUUUAUGCAUGCUUAUCAUUCUCUGAUUUAACUAUUAAAAUAAUAUCUCUGAAUAUCGAAAGAGCAUAGCAAUAUUAGUAAUCCCUGGAAAUUUAAGCUUGAUAUACAAAAUCACUCUUUUUUUGCCAAGCAGCAACUCCGUGUUCCCUGCGCUGUUCAAGGUCACUUCGGUCGCUCAUGGACAUGAGUGUACAACCCAAAAUUUGUUGCGUCUUGCUUCUUAUGAGCAUAACCAUUGGUAACAAAAAUGUCGUCACUUAAAAUGUGCUCAUCAUGGUCCAGAGGGAGCUAAUCGUACGUCUUUAAAGAGCUAAUUGGCGUGCAGGUUAUUGUUUAAUAAGUAGGUUCUAAUAAUAACCCAAUCUUCAUUUAAGUGUCAGAACAAUCAGUAACAUCAGUAACAUUAUUUUACAAUUUUAAACUAUAUCGUAUUGUUUACAAAUUAAAAGCUAAAUUUAUGUCCACGAUAGAAAACUAUUUACAAUUGUAAAUAAUUUAAAAGUGAGAAAAGGAAAAUCAAGUAUUACAAAGAAAAAAAAAACUAUCAAAAAUAUGGGCCUAAAAUUAUGAGUGCAGAUGUAGACCAGCUACAGCGAAAGUGAAGUCUUCUGAGACCUCACGUGAUUUGAAUGGAUAUCUAGAACCUCUGAUUAUUGAAUAUUAAAUAUUACGUUUUUUGUUUAGUUUAUAUUCUUCUUGCUGAAGAAUUUGCCUGGUGACGGCUUAUACAAGUUAAAUAUGAUUCAGCCAUUGUGUGAAUUAAAGUAAUAAAGAAGUUUACGAUUUUGUAAUGUCACCACUUGUGAAGUAGUUUUUAAACGUUUAGGCUCAGUGCUGUACAGUCUCUGUAAAGCUGGUAGCUUACGAGAAGUGGUCGCUAUGAGAGAGUUGACUGUAGUAAUAAAAAGCUGUUUCACAUUCUUAGAUUUGUGACAAAGAACCCCGGGGAGGGUACUCCCUUAUGAGAGGCUAACGGGGAUGUGCCGCUGGAUGGGGUCGUAUUUUCACGACUGGACUGACUAUAAUGGGGUCGCACUUUUAAUAGAGUCACUAGAAUGGGAUCGCACAUUUUCUGAUUUUAAGGGUAAGACAGUUGUUCAUAUUAGCAGUUAGCAAACGUACUAGAAUGUUUGUACUGUUGGUGUUUUUCAUUCAAUAUAAGUUAGAUACAUAAAUAGAAAGUGACUAAGUUGGGAUCGCAAAUAUUAGAUUUUUGCCGCAAAGUGACUGAGAUGGGGUCUAUACUUGGUCACAGAAUAGACUAUAAUGGGGUGGGGGCUCUAAGAGGCCAGCGGCACAUACCCAGCAAAAACUUGUCCAAGUAUCCACUCGUAAACUAUACAACACUUAAAUGGGAAAUUCAAAGUUCAAUGUUUCGAACGCCAAUAGACUGUUCUUUCGCCCCAAUUUUUUUAAUUAAGGGCUCAAAACAUGGUUCGAGUUAUCAAGGCUAAAAUUAUAUAGAAAUCAUCUGAGGAGAAACAAAAACUACUUCGAGUAAGCGCGAGGUUAGAGUUAUCGAGGGUUCAAGUUACCGACGGAAAAUUACAGUAAUAUGUAUGACGGAAUUCCAGGGGAAAUCGAUUUUGGUUCGAGUUAUUAGCGCGAGGUUCGAGUUAGCGAGGGUUCGAGUUAUCGGGAGUCAACUGUAUUCACCAACCUCCAAAUUCUACGUCGUGUUUGUCGGCUGAAGUGUCACAGCCGUUGGCGGGAUUCCCCUUCGUAAACAAUCGUUGCCAUGUUUGAAGAUCGGAGAAAAUUUUUGACCUGUUUAAGUGUUAAACUGACUCACCAAUUUUCCGAAACAUUUACCAAUACACUCUUGACUAAUAAACUGCCUUCAUAUCUGAUAUAUCAUAACGGGACCCAAGACUUGGGCUUAAAUAAAGUUCGUUCUCUCUAAGAGUAUAAAAAAAGUAUUUUUUUUCUUAUUAUAAUUGUAACCUAAUCCAGGGAAUACAUGAGAUUUACCAGCAACUGCCAUACUAAGCCUCAGUUUAUUUUUAGACACAUUUUAGCGCACUUGUUCCCGCGAAAAUAGAAUCUCUGCCACAUCUAUGAGCGCAAUCCAAGUAUAAGAUAUCAAAAAGGAAACCCAACGUCACGUUUUUCUACAAGUAAAUUGAUGGAGGUUGAAAUUUAAUAGGCUCUACGCAGUCGUAUUUGGGGGAAGGAGGAAAUACGACUCCCCUAACGCCUGCGUGAGAGGCAAGGAAACAGUCAGGCUGACUGCGGCAAAAAAAUGAAUCCCUUUACCGAAAAUUAAAGUUAACGAUUAAGGAAAGUUUGUUUGCACGGCUUACUUACGUCAAGCUUUUUUGGGAACACAAGUAGUUGCUAAUACGUUAGCUCGCAUACGCGUUGAUACAAACGGUCACAACUUUUGAUAUACUGAAAUUGCACAUAGGGUUUUGUAUAUUGUUAAUAACAGAUGGUCUAUCUUUGCGUCUAUUUUGUCUGGAGCUUUCAAUUAUCUCCCAAACGUCAGAAAUAAGCUUUUAAAACAGGGUCAUUUUUGGCUUUUCGCUCCAAGGCAAUUAGUCGGGGUCAUAUUUUGCUUGAUUUCGUCUUUCGAGCUAAAGUUAGCGGGUAACUAUUACUUACAGGAAGAACUAGAGAUGUUUACCUAUAAAUAGGUAUAAAAUUCAUUGGUACUAUGGUGCAAAUCAAACAUUCACAGCAUCGCAAAAAAUGCCAAAUUUUCAGUUCUCAAGACGUGCAAAAUGUCCGUGGCCGGCGGAACAAAAUACUCGGCGCCCCCUCAUCGUGGCCAGAAAAUUAUUGUUAAUCAAAGCAAACCUAUUUUAGCUAUAGUCUCGAUAAAGCCUAUCACUCGCCAGACUUUCAGGCAAAAUUAUUUUUCUCGCGGAAUUGAGUGGGCGUUGUUUACUAAGACAGCCUCUUAAAAGUUGAAAACAUGUUCCGUGUUGCGCUGCGACGCCGCGUUACAAAAAGGUUAGAUAUCUUUGUUGUAGGGAAACCGUAUGUCUAUAAAAGAAAAGAAAAGAAAAAGAGGAAAAAGUAGAAGAAAAAGAAGAAAGAAGAGAGUAGAGCGAUUUGUACGUGCACGGUCUAAAUGGGUGCCGCCGCUUCGCCGCCGCUUGAAAUUUCAUUAACGACAUCCACGGUGAUAAACAACAUUUUUAAAAUCAUAAUUAUAUGUCGGGUAAUAUAAACAGCCAUAAAAUACUGAAUCGGAUUAUCUUACACUCAGUGAUAAAUAUUCUAUGACAUGACCACAUUAAUUUUGCUUUUUCAGAAAAUGUAAAAUGCUUGAUGUUAUGUUACCGAUUAUGUUGUUAACCACAUAACUGGCUACUGAUUGAACAUUUUGGGCGACUGUCGUCAGAAGUUCAUCGAAAAAGUUUGAAAACAGGUACAUUUUGUUUAAAAAGCUAAGGUUUUUGGGGGAUGAUAGGCAAGGGUUUUUAUCGGCACAAUUUUUCGGAUGAGUUAAAAUUGCCAUGGAUUACUUUCAAUAGUUCUUUUUUUACCGAUGUGAUGGUAGUUGUUUGUGUUAAAAUUAAGCACCACACACAAAAUCCACAGAGCAAAACAAAAACCAAAGCUCACUGAACAAACCGAAAAAAUUAGCAAACAAUUAAGACCGACUGAUUCUAUUGAAUCAUCAUAUCUGCAUUGUACGCGAUUUUCUUCUGGCAUGCAAUUAUAGGAUGAAGCAUAGGACAUUAGACGGGUAGAGCGUAAAAUCAUACUAUUAGGGACUUGUCAGAAAUUAGCAGUCGGGGGGCGGAGGGGGGGGGAAUUUUAAAUUUGGGUUCGGAAAUGAGGUGACCCAUCCCUGCAAUGGGACUGAAAUUUUCUAACCUUGGCCUAAAAUAUCAUGACCCUCGCCCUCUUGUAUAAAUGAUAAAAUCUAGUUCUUACAGUACACUAGGGUGAGUUAGUAUUAUGAAAACUCAAAAUCAAUUAUAUUUCUAAUCCGUUCUUUGAAAUGCCAUAUACAUACAUAUAUUUUAGAUGACAGCAUUAAGCUGAGUCCGACUCUGAUUCUGACAGCUGAUCACUCGACUCUCCUAUUUCUCCCAGGUUUUUUUUACAAAAUAAAGAACUUCUUUUUUCUUCUGUGGGUGAACCUCUACAUGAUCACAGACACAUAUUUGCAUGACCCUCCCCCUUUUAACGGCCCAUUUUUCAUGACCCCUCCCUUUUCUGCAGUCUCAAAACGUUGUGACCUUCCCUCUGUUUUCACCCCCCCUCCUCCCCUGCUAAUUUCUGAAAAAUCCCUUUCGAAGAAUCAUACGAAUACCACAACCAUAGUUAAUUGAGUGGAAUGGUUAUGAAACCCGCCAGACUCCUUUGUUAUAUGUUUUUGUGGACCUGAAAGUGCACAACGUUCAAAAGAAUUCCUAUCAUUUUGAUUGUAUUGACCAAUAAAAACGUUGCAUUAAUUUAUUCCGUAACAAUUUGCCAACAGAAAACAAAGGAUUGUGCUCUUUCACGGUGCUUUGAACAUAAACUGCAGCACUGUUGUUUUUAUCAUUGAUGUUUGCCGCUUUUCAUAACCAGUCUCCUCUAAUAACUAUGCCACAACUUGCACACAAUUACGUCUACGGGUGAGACACAGUUGCAACUUGUACAAUUCUGAUGAUUGAUAAAGCAACAUUGAAUGCAACUUUUAUAAACUUCAAAAACAAGGUUAACUUUAAUUUGCAAUUCAGUCCCAAAUUCGUAAUUUUUGCCAUUUUAUUAAACGCCUUUGUUGUUAGUAAUGCCUUCCUCAAACACAGUUUUAUUGCAGUUUUCCACAACUUCCGUAGUUCCCUUUCUUCAACUGAGUGAUUCAUCCGUUUUAUUCAUCUCAUACGGAUCCUUCAAUUUGCAUAUAUUUUGCAUAUUUCAGGGAAAAGUGUAUAAUUUCGCACUUGUCUUUAGUCAAGGCUUUUCCAAAACUUUUAAUCUCUUUUAACGGUCGAAUUUUCAACGCCAAGACAGGUUUAUGAAAUGUGGAAGUUUUUUUUUAUCUUGUCGCCAAUUUGUACUAGAAUUACGUGAUGCUUUGAAGUCACACCUGCUCGCAUUUCUCUCCAUCACAGUAUUCAAACACGGCUGAUUACAUGAAUAUUUUUAUCGUUAGCACUCUUCCGUGCUUUCCCAGUUUGCGUAACAAUUUAAAAUUCAACUUAAUUUGCUUCUUUGAUUUUGAUUUCAGGAGUUGAGUAGGAUUGAAAAUUGAAACCCGUCAAACAUGAACAACAGCUCAAGUGCGGCUAUCAAAGUUCAAAAUCAGCAGGAAAAUCAAGGAUUGAGACAGAUGAUCAAGGCUCUUCCUAUCGCCAUAGCAAUAAUUGUUACAAACGGACUCGUUUUUUUCUUGUUUUAUAAACGAAAGAGCCUGCGCAUCAAGUCUAAUUACCUUCUGCUUGGGCUAGCGGUCUGCGACUUUCUGACAGGCGCAGUAAACAUUCCGUACUUCAUUAUUUUCUCUUUCAAUGUGGUACCUUCUCGGAUGUUUGAUCAGUUUGCCUUUUGGAUGUACGCCCUUCACACCCUGACGGCUGUUUCGGCAGCUUAUCACAUUCUUGCCAUAACUGCAGAAAAGUUUCUGGCAAUUGCUCAGCCACUGAGACAUCAUAUAGUCACCAAAAAGGCAGUGUUCAAAGUAUUAGCGGGAAUUUGGUUCAUAUCAGCUUUUAUCGCUAUAAUACCGCUCUCUUGGCGGAAUGCCAAAUCAAAAAGAAUUGCUUUUAUCAUUCAUUCUUCCUUUUGCCUCGCUCUCGUAUUCUUGGUCCCGUAUGUAUUUAUGGUGUACGCGUACACGGUGAUGUUCAAAGCGGUCAGCGGUAGAAAGAGGCCAUCACAACAUGGACACAGACAGCGACUACAAAACAAAAACAAAACCGACCGAAAGUGUAUCUUUGUAUUUGUUUUGAUGGCGGCGAUAUAUCUGUGCUGUUGGCUGCCGUAUUUCACACUCAUGUUAAUUAUUAACAUCAAGACUUAUAGCAAGUCCAACGAUUUAGUAGCCAUAGAGAAAGCUACGGAUGGUUUCGCAGUUAUGAGAUACAUAACGUCGGCAACGAAUCCAUUACUCUACACCUUUUUCAAGCGCGACUUUUGGAUAGCCUUGCAUGGUGUUUCGGUGAGGAGAAACUCG